CCGAGGGACCCCCUGCCGCGGCGCAGGGCUCGCGUCGCCCCCCUGCAUGGAAGUUCAAGGGCUCCGUCCACUGGCUGUCGCGGCUGCUGAGCCUGCCCUGAGGAGGCCUGACAGGUAAUUUCAAUGCUGUCACUAUGGACCUGAACUCUACUGGAAUGCUCGGAUGCACGGCAGCCCCUCCACUAGCUUGCUUCCGUCGGCCCUGCUGCGAGAAGAUGGCAAAAGCGAAUAUCACCAGAGACCUCAUCCACAGGCAGCUCAAGGAGACAGGUGCCCUCAGCUUUGAACGACACUAUCACGUUACUGACCCAUUCAUUCGGCGCCUGGGCUUGGAGGCAGAACUGCAAGGUCACACUGGCUGUGUCAACUGUCUGGAAUGGAACGAGAAGGGAAACUUGCUGGCCUCUGGCUCAGAUGAUCAGCACACCAUCGUGUGGGAUCCCUUGCACCAGAAGAAGCUGCUUUCCAUGCACACAGGGCAUACGGCAAACAUCUUCUCCGUCAAGUUCUUGCCACAUGCAGAGGAUCGGAUACUCAUCACCGGGGCUGCCGAUUCCAAGGUGCAUGUCCAUGACUUGACUGUUAAAGAAACCAUCCAUAUGUUUGGGGAUCACAAAAACAGAGUCAAGCGCAUUGCCACGGCUCCCAUGUGGCCCAACACCUUCUGGAGCGCGGCAGAGGAUGGGCUUAUCCGACAGUACGACCUGCGAGAGAACAGCAAGCACUCGGAAGUCCUGAUAGACCUGACGGAAUACUGUGGGCAGCUUGUGGAGGCCAAAUGUCUCACUGUCAACCCACAAGACAACAAUUACCUAGCAGUGGGAGCCAGUGGGCCCUUUGUGCGGAUCUAUGACAUACGCAUGAUCCACAACCACAGAAAAAGCAUGAAGCAGAAUCCCACUGCUGGAGUCCAUACGUUUUGUGAUCGGCAGAAGCCCCUCCCGGACGGUGCUGCACAGUACUAUGUAGCAGGACACCUUCCGGUGAAACUCCCAGACUACAAUAACCGGCUGAGGGUGUUGGUAGCAACGUACGUCACCUUCAGUCCUGAUGGCACGGAGCUGUUGGUGAACAUGGGAGGGGAGCAGGUUUACUUAUUCGAUCUGACUUACAAGCAGCGGCCAUACACUUUUCUCCUGCCAAAGAAAUGCCACGCUUCAGGAGAGGUGCAGAAUGGGAAGACGUCUACCAACGGGGUGUCAAACGGCAUCCAUCUCCACAGCAACGGAUUCAGGUUGGCUGAGGGCCGAGCACACGUCAGCCCCCAGGCAGAGCUUCCCCCUUACCUGGAGAAAAUUAAGCUACAGGCCAACGAGGCUUUCGCUUGCCAGCAGUGGACUCAAGCCAUCCAGCUCUACAGCAAAGCGGUCCAGAAGGCCCCCAACAACGCCAUGCUGUAUGGGAACAGAGCCGCCGCCUACAUGAAGCGCAAAUGGGACGGGGACCAUUACGACGCUUUGCGGGACUGCUUAAAGGCCAUCUCCCUGAACCCGUGCCACCUGAAGGCUCACUUCCGCCUGGCCCGCUGCCUCUUUGAGCUGAAGUAUGUGGCAGAAGCGCUGGAGUGUCUGGACGACUUCAAGGGAAAGUUCCCCGAGCAGGCACAUAGCAGCGCUUGCGAUGCCCUAGACCGGGACAUCAAUGCAGCCCUCUUCUCGAAAAGCGAUAAUGCGGAGGACAAGAAAGGGGGCGGCCCCAUUUGGCUGCGAGCCACCGGGCGCAAGGAUUCCAUCUCGGAUGACGAGAUGGUGCUGAGGGAGCGCAGCUACGACUACAAAUUCCGGUACUGUGGCCACUGCAACACCACCACGGACAUCAAAGAGGCUAACUUCUUUGGCAGCAACGCGCAAUACAUCGUCAGCGGCUCCGACGACGGCUCCUUCUUCAUCUGGGAGAAAGAGACGACCAACCUCGUUCGGGUUCUGCAGGGGGACGAGUCGAUCGUCAACUGCCUCCAGCCCCACCCCAGUUACUGCUUCCUGGCCACCAGCGGCAUCGACCCCGUUGUGCGGCUGUGGAACCCCAGGCCGGAGAGCGAAGCACUGAACGGGCGGGUGGUGGAAGACAUGGAAGGCGCUUCCCAGGCUAACCAGAGGCGGAUGAACGCAGACCCCUUGGAGGUGAUGCUGUUGAACAUGGGCUAUCGGAUCACAGGACUUACCAGCAGCGGAGCCGGAGGCUCAGACGACGAAGACAGCUCGGAGGGGCAAGUCCACUGCCGGACCAGCUAAAGCUGAAUCGCCUCUC
Euleptes europaea (tarantolino) is the source of this 2247-nucleotide messenger RNA. RefSeq names its product WD and tetratricopeptide repeats 1 (gene WDTC1). The record is from RefSeq and is a predicted model, not a curated record. Gene Ontology annotation, biological process: negative regulation of fatty acid biosynthetic process. Gene Ontology annotation, cellular component: cytoplasm; Cul4-RING E3 ubiquitin ligase complex. Gene Ontology annotation, molecular function: protein binding. Bases 135 to 2231 code for a protein of 698 amino acids. NCBI's taxonomy places the organism in Eukaryota, Metazoa, Chordata, Lepidosauria, Squamata, Sphaerodactylidae. The transcript is spliced from 16 exons.